Messenger RNA from Lodderomyces orthopsilosis Co 90-125, 1338 nucleotides. RefSeq lists its product as uncharacterized. Bases 1 to 1338 code for a protein of 445 amino acids. Gene Ontology annotation, molecular function: nucleosome binding; histone binding. The record is from RefSeq and is a predicted model, not a curated record. Lineage: Eukaryota; Fungi; Ascomycota; Pichiomycetes; Serinales; Debaryomycetaceae. The transcript has a single exon.
AUGAAUUGGCUACUGGAACUACCCAUCGAUUUACAAAACAACAUCACCGCUAUCAUGCAACAAAAUCCCGAAUCUCAAAAAGUAUUUUUAGAUUUGUACACCUUUUUAACUGACAACAAGCGAAGGAAAAUUGACAAUGCUGCAGAGAAUGGAAAUGACGCUGUUGCAUAUGAAGAAUUGGCUCCAUCAUCUUCAAUCCAUCCAGAAUCUAUCAUAUUUGAAAUACAGCAAGUGUCGUUCUCUUCACCUAUUCGUAAACGAAUGAAUCUUACUUUUCAUUUAAUUGAACAAAAUGGUCAAGCUUUGCCGGUGAUGUCUAUAGUUAACCCAGCUAACAACUCCCCUGAGUUGUCCUUUAUCAACCUAAAACAUGCCAUCAGGUUGUGUCUUAUUUUACCGAUUUUGGGUAAUUCAACAAAUUCACAAAAGAAAGGUAUUGCUAUGCUAUGUUUCUGGGUUCAUGAUCAAUAUUAUACUGAUUCAAACGUAUCCAAAGACCCAGUUAUAUGUCAAUUGAACUUGGAUAUCAUUAAGAAACAAAUGAUUAAAAACGGUAAAUUACCAGCUGAUAUUGAGUCUCAAUUUGAUUUAUCAACUUGCAAGAAUGAUGUAGUGUUGAACCCAAUACAAGAAAGAAUCAUUGAUUAUUUCAAACGACAAUUUCAUUUAAUUGGAAUCAACUUGGUUAACUAUCUACCAUGUUCUACUAUAUUCAAAAACAAGUAUAUUGUGAAUGAAGAUACUGCCGUUGCUUUGACAAGUGACAACAGUAUUAAUCCAAGGAUUAUAAUGGUUGAAUGUCACAAGGGAGCGAGAGAUGGGAACUUGAUCUUGUUGGAGCAAAAUGAAUACAAUACAGCUCAUCUAAUCUUUGCAUUCAAAAAGCCGAUUUUAGUAUUUAAUUUGUCAAAAGUGUUGCGUGCUAGUUACACAAGUAUCACCAAGCACACAUUUAGUUUAAAUAUUGUUGUCCUUAACGAUAGAGAUGAAGAAAGACCAAUUGAGUUUAGUAUGAUUGAUCAAGCUUAUUUCCAAAUUAUCGAUAAUUUCAUCAGACUUCAUGGGAUUAGUGAUGACUCGUUCAAUGAUGAUAACAAGGAGAAAGAAGCUAGCAAAAGCGGUGCCGCCGGUGUUGUUGCAGCUAAUGCUAAUACAACUGUUGGUGCCCUAGAAGAUGAUGACGAUGACGAUGAAGAUGCAGAUUUCGAAGGUAAUGAAGAGGGCAGUGAUGUUGCAGAAGAGUACGACAGUGCUAUAGAAAGUGCUGGCGAAGAUACCCCUGAACCAGAGGGUGAAGGUAAUGGUGACGGCGUAUUUACUCGAUCCAAAGAAGAAUAA